GGCCGCCAGAGCCCGCCCGGGUCCAGCCCCGCAGGCCGCCCACCGCGGUGAGUGGGAGGACGCUGCCCAGAGACAGGGGUGGGACAGGGGGGACGGGAUGAGUGCGGGCGCCGGGGGCUCUGGUGGGGAGGAGUCAGGCCCGGAAGGCGACUAUAAAAAGCGUCGGCUCGGGCUGGCAGCUCCGAGCUAGCUACUAAGCCAGUGAGCGCGCGGAGUCGAGCGAGGAGCGCCUUCUGCGCUGAGUGGCAGUGGUCUGGUGCUGCUGGAGCACUGUGCCGAGUGAGGUCGGAAUCUGCACCCCACUUUCCGCCAGCUCCCGUCCCACUUGCUUACGCUCAGGAGCUCAACGCGUGGGAUCAGAUACUAGACUACGGGAUGCUGCACUCCAGAUCCCCGAGGCGUGGCAGGGUCUCGGUCAUCAACCUGAGUGAUACGCUGGCACCGGGCUGGAGGAGAUGAUCUGAUGUUAGACGACCUCGGUGGCCUCUGCUGUUAUUUAAACAAACACUAAGCCUGGCAGCGCUGCAGGGACAUUUGGUGGCCCCUGGCAACAGACAGCAUCUGCAAGAAGGGUCUCGCUAGAUUGACAGAAAAACCAAGGUCUCCAUAAGGCACAAGACUGAGUUGUCCACGGUUCUCAAGCUCUCCGCUCUGGUUCGGUGACAUCUCGGAAUGAACCCCAGAGAAUCCUUGUGCUCUUGACCGAGCGUUGUGCCGGUGUUCCCCAAGACUGGACACUCUACCCGCCCCAGGUCUGAGGUUCUCAGUCCUGCUCCGAGCAGCCAACUCUGCCCACAGAUCAGAGGAUUCUUUGUUUCCUCCACUCGAAAGGGAUAGAGUUCAGGUGCAUCCCACAGAUGCUGGGAGUCUCUCCGUGACUCUCCUCAACUGCUGAUGUCCCUACAGCAGAAACCUAUUCCCACCUCAUGCUGAAGUCUGGGCUGUCUUCUUUGUGCUAGAGUCCAGUCUCCCUGUGGCUUCCAGGUGACAACCCUGGGACUCCAGGACAGUCAUGGAAGGAUGAACAAAGCCUCUGUACCUGGCAGCCAUGGACACUAUGUUUCUAUGUUGAUCCAUGCAUCUCCAAGGCUGGUACAGCAUCUAGAUUGGAACACUGGACAUCUGGAAACUCGGUUUGUUACUGUGAAGAUGUUCAAUGGCCUGUUAUGCAGGUCUGCUGAGGAAACCUUACGACUCUCUCACAUGCUGAUGGGGUUUCCACACCCUUCAGGGACAGGCCAGCUGAGACCAUCAUCACCAAUAUCUUAGCAACCCUGUAGCCUGACCAGUGCAGACUCAGCUGACUACCCUCCAAGAAGUCCCUAGCAUCAUUCCCUGUGAGCUCUUCUGAGGCCUUCCACAGCUGAAACCUGCUUCCAGACUGUCUCACCAAUGAAGAAACUGAAUUUCAACCCUAUUGCCAGAAGCUUCAGUGGCCAGCUGAAAGUGCUGUCCUUCUGGGUCGGCAGUUCCCAAGUGAAACUUGGACAUCUGUAGGAUCCACAGCAGCAGGGCCAUCUCCAGGCCCUGGAAGCCACUCUGUGCUGGCAAGCUUGAAGUCUGUGUGCUCUGCAAUGGGGCAAUCCUGGGCAUAGGGACUUCUCUACCUCCUGUGGCUCAGACGCGGGAGAGAACAGAGCCGAAGGUGUAAUGUCAGGAAAGGGUAGUGGACAUCAUCACCCCCUUCUGUGGAAGCGUUCUUCCACCCAUUCACAAGGGAGACAUCCUCUGACACAUGACCUCUUACACACGACUCUACAUGAGAACUGUGAGGUCCUCACAAGUCCAUCCUGGGGACUGUCCUGCUACCUCAUACUGCCCCACCCCAGAUUCCAUCAUAAAGUGAGGGUGCCAGUUGUCCAGGGAGGAAGCUGUUGGAAUGAGAGCUUCUGGGAGGCACGAUGUCUCCCUCAAGAUUGUGCUGGCCACGGGCUGCCUCCUCCUGGCCAACUUCUCAGGGGCCUCAUCUGCAGUGGCAACUGAGUGUCCUGAUCAGAGUCCUGAGCUGCAGCCUUGGAGCCCUGGCCAUAACAGAGACUAUCAAGUACACAUUGGCCAUGGCAGGAAACUACUGCUCACCUCUUCUGCCACAGUCCACUCCAUCACUAUCUCAGGGGGAGGAAAGCUUGUCAUUAAAGACCACCAUGAGCACAUUGUGCUGCGUACCCGGUACAUCCUGAUUGAUGACGGUGGAGAGCUGCAUGCUGGGAGUGCCCUUUGCCCUUUUGAGGGCAAUUUCAGUAUUGUGCUGUAUGGAAGGGCUGAUGAAAACAUCCUGCCAGACCCUUACUAUGGCCUGAAGUACAUCGGAGUAGACAAAGGAGGCACUCUUGAAUUACAUGGGCAGAAAAAGCUUUCCUGGACUUUUCUAAACAAGACCCUUCAUCCUGGUGGCAUGCAGGAGGGAGGAUAUUUUUUUGAAAGGAGCUGGGGCCACCGUGGAGUCAUUGUCCAUGUCAUUGAUGCCAAAUUGGGCACAGUUGUCCAUUCUGACCGGUUUGACACUUACAGAUCCAAAAAAGAGAGUGAACGUCUGGUCCAGUAUUUGAAUGCAGUGCCCGAUGGCAGGAUUCUUUCUGUCGCAGUGAAUGAUGAAGGCUCUAGAAACCUGGAUGACACAGCCCGGAAGGCAAUGACCAAACUGGGCAGCAAGCACUUCCUCCACCUUGGAUUUAGACACCCUUGGAGCUUCAUCACUGUGAAAGGAAAUCCCUCCUCUUCAGUUGAAGACCACAUUGAAUACCAUGGUCACAAAGGCUCGGCUGCUGCCCGGGUUUUCAAACUGUUCCAGACAGAGCAUGGUGAACAUUUCAAUGUUUCUUCAUCCAGCGAAUGGGUUCAAGAUGUGGAAUGGACAGAGUGGUUUGACCAUGAUAAGGUGCCUCAGAGCAAAGGUGGGGAGAAAAUUUCAGAUCUGCGAGCAGCUUACCCAGGAAAAAUCUGCAAUCGACCCAUUGAUAUACAGGCCACAACAAUGGAUGGAGUCGCCCUCAGCACUGAGGUUGUCUACAAAAAUGGCCAAGAUUACAGGUUUGCUUGCUACACCCGGGGCAGAGCCUGCCGAAGCUAUCGAGUGCGAUUCUUAUGUGGAAAACCCGUGAGGCCCAAGCUCACGGUUAGCAUCGACACCAACGUAAACAGCACCAUCCUGAGUCUGGUGGACAAUGUGCGGUCAUGGAGGCCUGGAGACACCCUGGUUGUUGCCAGCACUGACUAUUCGAUGUACCAGGCAGAAGAGUUCCGGGUGCUCCCCUGCAAAGCUUGCACCUCUACACAGGUCAAGGUGGCAGGGAAACCACAGUACCUACAUAUUGGGGAGGAGAUUGAUGGUGUAGACAUGCGGGCUGAGGUCGGACUCCUGACUCGGAACAUUGUGGUGAUGGGGGAGAUGGAGGACAGAUGCUACCCCUACACCAAUCACAUCUGUGACUUCUUUGACUUCGAUACCUUUGGGGGCCACAUCAAGUUUGCACUGGGGUUUAAAGCAGCCCACUUGGAGGGCGUGGAGCUGAAGUACAUGGGGCAGCAGCUGGUGGGCCAGUACCCAAUUCACUUCCACCUGGCUGGAGAUUUGGAUGAACAGGGAGGCUAUGACCCCCCUACCUACAUCAGGGACCUCUCCAUUCAUCACACAUUCUCCCGCUGCAUCACUGUCCAUGGCUCCAACGGUCUGUUGAUCAAGGAUGUUGUGGGCUAUAAUUCUUUGGGCCACUGCUUCUUCACUGAAGAUGGGCCAGAGGAACGCAACACUUUUGACCACUGCCUUGGCCUCCUUGUUAAGUCAGGGACCCUUCUCCCAUCCGAUCGGGAUAGCAGGAUGUGCAAAGUGAUCACAGAGGACUCAUACCCAGGGUACAUCCCCAAGCCCAGGCAGGACUGCAAUGCCGUGUCCACAUUCUGGAUGGCGAAUCCCAACAACAAUCUCAUCAACUGCGCAGCUGCAGGGUCCGAGGAAACUGGAUUUUGGUUCAUUUUUCACCAUGUGCCAACGGGCCCCUCUGUGGGAAUGUACUCUCCAGGUUAUUCUGAGCACAUUCCACUGGGUAAAUUCUACAACAAUCGAGCACAUUCUAACUACCGGGCUGGCAUGAUCAUAGACAACGGAGUCAAGACAACUGAGGCCUCAGCCAAGGAUAAACGGCCCUUCCUCUCCAUCAUCUCUGCCAGGUACAGCCCUCACCAGGACGCAGACCCACUGAAACCUCGGGAACCAGCCAUUAUCCGACACUUUACUGCCUACAAGAACCAGGAUCAUGGAGCCUGGCUGCGGGGUGGGGAUGUGUGGCUGGACAGCUGUCGGUUUGCUGAUAAUGGCAUUGGUCUGACCCUGGCCAGUGGUGGAACCUUCCCAUAUGAUGAUGGCUCCAAGCAGGAGAUAAAGAACAGCUUGUUUGUUGGCGAGAGUGGCAAUGUGGGCACAGAAAUGAUGGACAACAGGAUCUGGGGUCCAGGUGGCUUGGACCACAGUGGAAGGACCCUCCCUAUUGGCCAGAAUUUUCCCAUUAGAGGAAUUCAGUUCUACGAUGGCCCCAUCAACAUCCAGAACUGCACCUUCCGCAAGUUCGCGGCCCUCGAGGGCAGGCACACCAGUGCCUUGGCCUUCCGCCUAAACAAUGCCUGGCAAAGCUGCCCUCACAACAAUGUGACCAACAUAGCCUUUGAGGAUGUCCCGAUUACUUCCAGAGUGUUCUUCGGAGAGCCCGGGCCCUGGUUCAACCAGCUGGACAUGGACGGGGACAAGACAUCUGUGUUCCAUGAUCUGGACGGCUCUGUGUCGGAGUACCCUGGCUCCUAUCUCACUAAGGACGACAACUGGCUGGUCCGACACCCAGACUGCAUCAAUGUCCCAGACUGGAGAGGGGCCAUCUGCAGUGGGCGCUAUGCACAGAUGUACAUCCAGGCCUACAAGAGCAGCAAUCUGCGCAUGAAGAUCAUUAAGAAUGACUUCCCCAGCCACCCGCUCUACCUGGAGGGGGCCCUCACCAGGAGCACCCACUACCAGCAGUAUCAGCCUGUCAUCACCCUGCAGAAGGGCUAUACUAUCCACUGGGACCAGACAGCCCCCGCCGAGCUUGCCAUCUGGCUCAUCAACUUCAACAAGGGUGACUGGAUCCGAGUGGGGCUCUGCUACCCAAGAGGCACCACCUUUUCCAUCCUUUCAGAUGUUCACAAUCGCCUGCUAAAGCAAACGUCCAAGACUGGGACCUUUGUGAGGACUCUGCAGAUGGACAAAGUUGAGCAGAGCUAUCCUGGCAGGAGCCACUACUACUGGGAUGAGGAUUCUGGGUUGCUCUUCUUGAAAUUAAAAGCCCAGAACGAAAGGGAGAAAUUUGCUUUCUGCUCCAUGAAGGGCUGUGAGAGAAUCAAGAUUAAAGCUCUGCUCCCAAGGAAUGCAGGCAUCAGCGACUGCACAGCCACGGCUUACCCCAGGUUCACUGAGAGGGCCAUAGUGGAUGUGCCAAUGCCCAGGAAGCUCUUUGGGGCUCAGCUGAAGACAAAAGACCACUUCCUGGAAGUGAAGAUGGAAAGUUCCAGGCAGCACUUCUUCCACCUUCGGAAUGACUUCGCUUAUAUUGAAGUGGAUGGGAGGAGGUACCCUUGCUCAGAAGAUGGCAUCCAGAUAGUGGUGAUUGAUGGGAGUCGAGGUCACGUGGUGAGCCACGGCAGCUUCAGAAAUGCCAUUCUGCAGGGCAUACCCUGGCAGCUCUUCAACUACGUGGCAGCUAUCCCUGACAAUUCCAUAGUGCUCAUGGCAUCAAAGGGCAGAUACAUCACCAGAGGCCCAUGGACCAGGGUGCUGGAAAAGCUUGGGGCAGACAAAGGUCUCAAGUUGAAAGAAAAGAUGGCGUUCGUCGGCUUCAAAGGCAGCUUCCGACCCAUCUGGGUGACUCUGGAGACUGAGGACCACAAAGCCAAAAUCUUCCAAGUGGUGCCCAUCCCUGUGGUGAGAAAGAAGAAGCUGUAAGGAGAGUUGCCACUUGGUACCACCCCAGGCUGGACCCCUACAGCAGCCGGGGUCAGGAUGGCUAGGCCCCCUGGUUCUCAGCUCUGCUGGGCUAAGGGACAGAUAUCAGAGACCUUGGUGCUGCCACCUGCCCCUACUCAAGUCUACCUGCAGCCCCUGGGCAGUGUUGGCCGAUGCUACAACCUCCUCUUGGGUGCUUCUCUCCUAUCUGUGCCUCAUCGGUAGGCAUGGGGACCAUACAAAGAGACCUGAGUUGUGCUGGCAGCAAAGGGCCACUUGGGCAGGAGUCUGAACCCACCUAGGAGAUGGUCUGGAUAAUGUGACCACUUGCAGAUUUCCAUAGUCACUUUCAGAUACAUUAAGUGGCAGAUGGAAGGAGUACAUCUUUAUUCCUGUAAGUGAGGGUGCGGCUUCCUGAGUUUAGGAGCUGGCGUAUGGACAGAGCUGUCCAGCAUGGCAGAUUGCACUGGGGAGGAGAUGGAACCCUGUCUACAGGGGAUCCUUUUUUCAAGAGACUUCAGCUGGCACACUGGGACAGGGACUAGGUGGAUCCUGUUUGUCCUUCCUGAGAUUACAGGACUCAACUGUGCUUUGCUCUGUGCCUGGAGCCCAUCAGUAGAAGUAAUCAUUGUAGUUGACAUCUCCACUGAGUGCCCUGGAUACAGAGAAUGGAGCGAUGAGAGCUCAGACCUGGGGGUCAGCUGGUGACAGGCAGCCAGGUCUCAGCACACUUUGAUACCAGGUUGAGAGAGCAGAGGUGGAUUGGAGGAGGGGAACCUCACCACACCCAGAAACAUGGGGAAGGCUUCUUCUGGAAGGUGAUGGUCCUGGCAGGAAUCAAGGACAGAGAUGAUGAAGAGAGAAGAGGUGGCCUCUGGCAUGGCUCAGAGGUGAAGGCUUUCCUGCCACCACUUGCAGCAUCUGAGUCAUGCUAGGUCACCUCUUGCUGACCCACUUGUGAUAGAGAAGCAGGGUCUGCGGAGAGAAAUGGACUGAGUUACGAUGCACAGAACCUCGUUCAGAUUGGUGUCCAGCCAGCCCCCUCUGACUCUGCGAGAGGGUGAAGUGAAGUUCACAGACCUGAGGCUGUACAAUGGGUCUCCAGUGCACUUCAGCUUGGAGCUGAGCAGAAGACUCCAGGAAAUCUGAACAUGCUCUCGCCACAGUGAACCUGGGGUGUCAGAGAUGGAAAGGACCUUGGGGGCCCUUGAGGACCAUCUAGCCCAGCAUUUUGUACCUACAUCUGAGGAAAAUGGUACUCAAUAACACAGCCAGGUCUGUGAGCCCCAAGCUCAGCAACCCACUGCCACACCACAUUGCCUCAGUGGCUAGCCUGGGGUGUCCAGUAUUCCCAAGUAGCUUUCGGAAGGGAGCAUAUCACCUGAAAUGGGGAGAAGCUGUUCGUGAUUCUUGGGUGCGCACCAAAUGGGAAUUGAGUGGGGGGUUCCCCACUAGGUUCUUUCAAUUUCAAAAUAUACGGUCUUUUGCAAAGGGCUUUUCCCUCUUGCCCCUCAGUACACACUGCCCACUCUCCUCUAGGCAGCAGCCCUGCCACUGUCUUUACACUGCCAGCCACAUGUGGGCAUGGGCUGCUCAUGACUGUGGAAUUCUUUUGGUGCCACCUUAUUCCACAGUGGUGCUGGUAUGCCCAAUGGGUAGCAUCAGGAUAUGCCAAUGUGCUUCUGCUGGGCCAAUUGGCUCCUUGUGGGGAUCUGAGAGUGGUUGGCUCCAGACCAGGAUCUUUCAGCUUAUGUUCACUCUGAGCAAAUAGCUCCGAUGCCCAGACGAGUGAAAACUAUCCAUGUCCAAUAUUCUUCGGAGACAUCAGGGUUUCUCUGUGUUUCAUGAAUGAGAUUGGUCCCCUUUCCUCCACAACCACAACCUUUCUUUUUCAAAGAAGAUUUGCUUCGGUCCCCUUUGUCCAGUGGUAUUAAGGAGCCUUAGUCCCAGAGUCUACUCUCCAGGUUGAGCCAACUCGCAGGGGGUCUUUCCUACUAAUGGAUCUUGCAGCUGCUGGGAUGUGUCUGUGGGACCAUGCCUCUUAAGACAUAGUGGCUCCAGUUGCGAGUGUCAGAGAAAAGACCUCUUCUGGGGAGAUGAGUGGGAGGGGGAGGGGGAGGGGGAGGGGAUAAAAGUGACCUCAUGUUUUUCUUGUCUAAGUUUCAUUGACUUUUCAAGGCGAGGGUCUCACACUGUGAACCACUUAAGACUCGAUCACUUUCAGGUGGCCAUGAAUGUUGAAUGUCUUUGGCUCAGUUCAUUUCAGCAAAUACCUAUUGGAAAGUUCUCUGAGUUGUACAUAUGUUGAACAGUACAGGUUCUGUACGGAAAGCGUUCUUUCCUAAACUAUUCACCAAGAGUCGAUAUACAGGCAUUUUCUUGGUAGCACAAAAGUCUUUCUUGCUUAGAAAGUUGCUCUUGUCCUUUCUGUUGGUCAGCAUUGUCACUGAGUCAGGGGCCUUUGAUUGAAAGGCUCAUCUGUCCUGUUGGCUUAAUAGCUGGCUCUUUCUUGUGAAUUGGAUGCAUAGCAUGUUUUGUAUGUAAAUGUUCCUUAAAAGUGUCACCAUGAACAAAGGUAUAUUUUCUAUUUAUUUAUUAUAUAUUCACUUCAAGAAGUCACUGUCAGAGAAGUGAAGAGUCAUCUUAAGUAUUAUAUUAGAGGAUGUCCUUUGGACCACCGGAAGGAGGUGUGCCCAGAGCCAAGGACAUCAGCUCUGGUUUGGAAAAAUCCUGCUGUACCAUAUUAAACAUACAAAGGAUGUCA
Molecule: messenger RNA, 8729 nt
Organism: Mus musculus (house mouse)
Lineage: Eukaryota; Metazoa; Chordata; Mammalia; Rodentia; Muridae
Gene: Cemip
Product: cell migration inducing protein, hyaluronan binding
Exons: 32
Coding region: 1880-5965 (1361 amino acids)
Biological process (GO): sensory perception of sound; positive regulation of release of sequestered calcium ion into cytosol; hyaluronan catabolic process
Cellular component (GO): nucleus; cytoplasm; extracellular region
Molecular function (GO): hyaluronic acid binding; hyalurononglucosaminidase activity; ER lumen protein retrieval receptor activity
Source: RefSeq, a predicted model, not a curated record